Molecule: messenger RNA, 669 nt
Organism: Paramecium sonneborni
Lineage: Eukaryota; Ciliophora; Oligohymenophorea; Peniculida; Parameciidae
Source: the annotation of a GenBank genome assembly
CAAAACCAAAAUAUACUUUUCUUAAUGUCUAGUUAAAAUGACGAAGAGAGUGAUGUUUAGGAUGUAGAAAUUAUUGAUUACACUAAUGAAUAUAUAGAAAGUUAAAAAUCAAGUGAAGUUUCUUAUUCUGAGAUAAAAGAUAAUGAUAUUGAACCAGAAGAUGAUAAUAAAUCUGAUGAAAAUAACAUAUCACGUUAGGACUCAAUAUCUAAUAAAUAAUCUAUGAAUUAUAGACCAAUCUUUGGUUCAGGUACUGCUGAUGAUGAAGAAAUUGUUAAAUCAUGUAUGUUAAAGGCUUCAAAAAUUAAUGAAAAAAUUAUGAAUUAAAGAAAAUAGCUGAAAGAUCAAUUCAAAGAGUUUUAGAAUGUAAUAUUAAAAAAUAUAAAAUAUAGACACUUAAUGCAGCUAGAAGCAACCUCAAAGAUUAUGAUAUGCCAUAUUAAACUGCUCAUUUUCCAUUAUAUUUAAAGACUUAAGAAAAAUUUGUGAUUUUACCAGCACAGAAUCUCAACAUCAGAAAAGGAACAGUCGAAUCAUUUAUUAAGACAAAUUUGGAAAAUGAAAACUCAGUAAAGAAAGCAGAAUAAGAUAGAAGAGUUGCAUUUAAAUAAAGAAGACCAUAUUAGAGAAGAAAAUUUGAUUCUUGAUUUAAUCAAACAUUAUCAUAUC